Molecule: messenger RNA, 3246 nt
Organism: Pogona vitticeps (central bearded dragon)
Lineage: Eukaryota; Metazoa; Chordata; Lepidosauria; Squamata; Agamidae
Source: RefSeq, a predicted model, not a curated record
CGGCCGGAGGGGCGGCCGGAGGGGCUGCGCCCGGGUCGCGGGCGGGCAAACUCCGCGCAGGAAGACUGUGCUGCAUGAUGAAUUAAGAAGCGGAAGACCCUUCCUCUGAGUGAUGGAGAUGAGGGGUUCUGUCAUCUUCAGGAUGCAAGACGCUCAGCACUGCUGCAGGGAGAAGAACUUGAGCCCAGCCGACAGGGACACUGAGCAGUAUGAUUCAGAUGGAAGUUCAAAUUCUGAGGAUGUUGAUUUCAACUGGGAUGAAUACUUGGAAGAGUCAGGAUCCAGUGCUGCUCCUCACACAGCGUUCAGACAUGUUGAGAUCAGCCUCCAGAGUAGCUUCCAACCAGGAAUGAAGCUAGAGGUGGCCAACAAGCAGGACUCGGACAGCUACUGGGUGGCCACCAUCAUCACGACGUGUGGGCAGCUCUUGCUGCUGCGUUACUGUGGCUACGAGGACGACCGCAGAGCUGACUUCUGGUGUGAUGUGAUGAUGGCCGAUCUCCACCCCGUGGGCUGGUGCACGCGGAACAACAAAGUGCUGAUGCCCCCUCUUGCGAUCAAAGAGAAAUACACAGACUGGACAGAGUUUCUCAUACGUGACUUGACAGGCUCGCAGACAGCACCGGCGAAUUUAUUGGAAGGCCCUCUGCGAGGGAAAAAUCCUGUAGACCUCAUUACAGUUGAUUCCUUAAUUGAGCUGCAGGAUUGCCACAGCCCCUUUCAGUACUGGAUAGUUAGUGUUCUUGAAAAUGUUGGAGGAAGAUUACGCCUUCGCUAUGUGGGAGUGGAAGAGACUGAUUCCUAUGACCAGUGGUUGUUUUACUUGGAUUACAGACUUCGGCCAGUCGGAUGGUGCCAAGAAAAUAAAUACAGAAUGGAGCCACCAGCAGAAAUCUGUUCUCUGAAAACGAUGCCAGAAUGGCAGGCCGCUCUGGAUAAGGCCCUUAUGGAAGCAGCAAAAUUUCCCCUUCCAAUGGAAGUAUUUAAGGAUCAUGCAGACUUAAGGAACCACUUGUUCACAGUGGGAAUGAAACUGGAGGUGGUGGAUACACGAGAACCCUGCAGUGUCUGUCCGGCCACAGUGUCUAAGGUUUUUAACGACCAGUUCGUUCAAGUGACCAUUGAUGACCUCCGUCCGGAGGCGAGGGAAACCACCAUCCUUUGUCAUGCGGAUUCCUUAGGGAUCAUGCCGGCACAGUGGUGCCUGAAAAACGGAGUCCACCUGACACCUCCGAAAGGUUUUUCCAGCCAGGAUUUUGACUGGGCCGAUUACUUGAAGCAAAGUGGAGCAGAAGCAGCUCCUCAGUCUUGCUUCAGAAAUGUAUCCUUCAGCCGAGGCUUUACAAAAAACUUGAAGCUUGAGGCUGUGAACCCUAAAAACCCAGCUGAGAUCUGCGUGGCUUCUGUUUCUUCAGUAAAAGGAAGGUUGAUGUGGCUCCACUGUGAAGCUUCUGGAGAUUGCUUGCAAUCCAUUAAUAAUUGCACUGGAAAUUACAAAUCCAACAGUCAGAGCAAUCAAACUACCGGCUUACCGGCGCCUGCUCCAGAAUUCAUCGUCGACGUCGAAUCAAUGGAUGUAUUCCCAGUCGGUUGGUGCGAGGCGAACGCUUACAAGCUUUUGGCACCACAUAAAGCAGUUUUACAAAGGACGCGGAAGAUUGCUGUCGUGCAGCCCGAAAAGCAGUUACCUCCUGGAACACCUGAUGGGAAAAAUCUUCAUGACCCUUGCGUGAUUCCACAGGUAGACACAAUAGGCACCCUCAAUGGGAGAUACAGCUGUCCUACGCUCUAUGUCAACCACCGCUGCUUCUCGGGACCACACCUCAACCAAGGAAGACUGGCAGAGCUCCCUCAGUCGGUUGGGCCAGGCAAGUGCGUCCUGGUUCUGAAAGAGGUUCUCAGCUUGGUCAUCAACUCCGCUUACAAACCUGAGAGUGUUUUGCGGGAAUUGCAGCUGGUUGAAGAUUCCCGGUGGAAUUUCCAAGAGGAGAUUCUCAAAGCAAAAUGCCGAGGGAAGACCUACAGGGCGACCGUCAAGAUCGUCCGUACGGCUGACCAGGUCUUGGAUUUCUUCAGGAGAGUUUGCGCCAAGCUGGAAUGCUGCCCGUAUUUAUUCAGCCCCGUUCCAGUUACUGACGCCUGCCCUGAGAACUGCUCCGUCCUCUCCAGGACGAGAUACCCCUGCUCUGAUGGAAAAAGAGGGAGAGACCUGAAGCUUCCAACUGCGGAAAGUGACAGUCAGAGCCUGGAGAGCAGGCACAGCAGACCAGCCCGACGCAGGAAGAGGCGGAAGCUCAUUUUUGCCCAAAGGAAAAGGCGAUUGUCUACACCAGAUGCCUAUCCAGCAGAAUCUGCCGAGGAGAGUGACGAGAAAGAAGCAGAAGCUAUGGACAAUGAAACAUGGAGUGAGGAGACCAGUCCGGAAUGGCUCCAUGAACAGACAGACCUCCCUCCUGCAGAGUUGCCUCCGGUCAAACCCAGCAGGGCCAUGACAUUGCGCAGCCGUGCGGAUCUGGACCGAGUCACUCACACUGGGCGGGCAAGGAGCGCUCGGAUGGCGUUGUCCAUCUUACGGGCGAAAGGAGAGAGGAGAGAUCAUCUCAGACAGGAGAUAAAACAAAAACCAGGGGAGACGCUCAUUCUGGAGAGCAACCCCUUGGAGUGGACAGUGUCCGACGUGGUGAGAUUUAUCAAGCUCACAGACUGUGCUCCUCUUGCUAAAAUAUUUCAGGAACAGGAUAUUGACGGCCAAGCUCUCCUGCUGCUGACCCUGCCAACGGUGCAGGAAUGCAUGGACCUGAAGCUUGGUCCCGCUAUCAAACUGUGCCACCAGAUUGAACGCGUCAAACUGGCUUUUUAUUCCCAGUAUGGCAACUGAGGGCAGCCCUUUUCCCUAGAACUGAGUAACUCCAAAACACAUCAAGGCUGCUGCUGAGCAGACCCUCUUUUCUCCGUCCAAGAUUCCCGUUGGCGUUUGUCAAGAUUAGGAUCUAGCGAAGAAUCAUCCGUGAUGGCAGGGUACAAGAGCAAAGACAGAUAUGAUACAAGGAACCAGCCAGUAAACCAAGGGCAAAGAACCAAUUUCCACCCAAAGUCCAGAGUUCAACAUUACAGAAGCAUUUGGGGGCUUCAUUCCUCAGUGGGGCUGGACACAAAGGGAUGGGACCAACAAAUAUGAGUUUUGUUGUGGUGGUUUAGUUGUUAAGUCAUGUCCAACUCUUUGUGACCCCAUGGACCAGAGCACGC